CCUGACAUUUGUGGUCCAUCUCCUGGUUCCCCUGGUCUCCCAGGGCCUGGAGGAGAAGGUGGACGAGGUCUUGGUGUGUCUUCCAGUCCUGAUCCUGACAUUUGUGGUCCAUCUCCUGGUUCCCCUGGUCUCCCAGGGCCUGGAGGAGAAGGUGGACGAGGUUUGGGUGUGUCUUCCAGUCCUGAUCCUGACAUAGGGGGCAUUCCUGGCCCCCCUGGAGGAUGUUGGGGCAUUUCAUGUCCCCCUAUUGGUGGUGGUGGUGGCAUUGGUGGCCUAGGUUGCUGU
Geodia barretti is the source of this 285-nucleotide messenger RNA. Lineage: Eukaryota; Metazoa; Porifera; Demospongiae; Tetractinellida; Geodiidae. The record is from the annotation of a GenBank genome assembly.